Messenger RNA from Blumeria graminis f. sp. triticale, 3240 nucleotides. The record is from the annotation of a GenBank genome assembly. Lineage: Eukaryota; Fungi; Ascomycota; Leotiomycetes; Helotiales; Erysiphaceae.
AUGUCUGUCCUCUCUGCAGAUGCUCACAAUGAACUCGAUCAGUUGCUUGAAGCCCUACAAUCUACAGAUAAUAGUGUACGAUCACGGGCUGAAGAACAUCUGACAAAUAACUGGACAAUACCCAAGCCAGAGAUGCUUUUGGUUGGGUUAGUGGAACAGAUGCAAACAUCGAACAAUCCAUCGACUCGAUCUUUUGCCGCCAUAAUAUUUCGACGUAUAGCGUCGAAAUCUCAUCAGGGAUAUUUUAUUAGAAAUAAGCUACUUGAAACACUGAGCUCCGAGAUGACUCAUCAGGUAAGGAAUAAAAUUGGUGAUGCAGUUGCUGAAGUCGCUAGACAAUAUUCAGAAGCUAAGAUACAAUGGCCUGAAAUACUAGGAAUUUUGUUCACCUUGAGUAUAUCACAAAUUAUUGGUCAACGCGAGAUUGCUUACAGAAUAUUUUCCGCGUCUCCCGGCAUCAUAGAGACUCAACACGAAGAUACGGUGCUUUCUGCAUUCACCAAAGGUUUUAAGGAUGAGAAUGUGGAAGUUCGGCUGGCUGCCAUGGAAGCUUUCGCCUCUUUUUUCAGAAGUAUCAAUAAGAAAUCUCAGCAAAAAUAUUACGCAUUACUCCCCGAGGUCCUAAAUAUUCUACCAACAAUCAAAGAGAAGCAAGAAUCGGAGGAAUUAACAAGAGCCCUUGUGUCGCUUAUUGACCUAGCUGAAGUUGCACCAAAGAUGUUCCGGCCUCUUUUUCAAAACCUAGUUGCUUUUUGUAUAUCUGUCGUACAAGACAAAGAACUCACAGACCAAGCUCGCCAAAAUUCAUUAGAGCUUAUGGCAACGUUUGCAGACAAUUCACCUGCCAUGGUCAAAAAAGACCCUACAUAUGUCAACGACAUGAUUACCCAGUGUCUGAGCUUAAUGACAGACAUAGGCGUCGAUGAUGAUGAUGCAUCUGAGUGGAAAGAAUCUGAAGAUAUGGAUCCCGAGGAAAGUGAUCUGAACCAUGUAGCUGGUGAGCAGUGCAUGGAUAGAUUAGCGAACAAGCUUGGGGGUGCAGCCCUUCUUGCACCCAUAUUUGGCUGGUUACCAAGAAUGAUGAACUCUGAUGCCUGGAGAGAUCGCCAUGCAGCUCUAAUGGCAAUUUCAGCCAUUUCGGAAGGUUGUCGGGAACUUAUGAUAGGCGAACUCAAUCAGGUUUUAGAUCUUGUCAUCCCAGCCCUCCGUGAUGCGCAUCCUCGUGUUCGAUGGGCAGGAUGUAACGCCUUAGGCCAAAUGAGUACAGAUUUUGCUGGUAUUAUGCAACAAAAGUAUCACUCAGUAGUAUUACCAGCAAUAAUUCCCGUCUUGGAUUCGCCUGAACCCCGAGUUCAAUCACAUGCAGCAGCUGCGCUUGUUAACUUUUGCGAGGAGGCCGAGAAAAGUGUGCUAGAGCCAUACUUGGAUGAUUUACUUACCCACUUGUUCGCACUACUUCAGGGACGGAAGCGUUACGUUCAGGAACAAGCUCUUUCCACAAUUGCCACGAUCGCUGACUCUGCCGAGGCAGCCUUCUCCAAAUAUUAUGCCACGCUUAUGCCCAUCCUCUUCCAAGUAUUACAACAAGAAAAUACAAAAGAGCUUCGACUUCUUCGCGCAAAAGCUAUGGAGUGUGCAACUCUUAUUGCUCUAGCUGUUGGAAAAGAAAGGUUAGGGGCCGAUGCCUUAAAUCUUGUACGAUUACUGGCCUCAAUUCAACAGUCGAUUACUGACGCAGAUGAUCCCCAAGCACAAUACCUAAUGCAUUGCUGGGGUCGUAUGUGUCGCGUACUUGGAUCUGACUUCAUACCGUUCCUACCGAACGUUAUGCCCCCUCUUCUUGAGCUGGCGAGUGCAAAAGCAGACAUACAGCUCCUAGAUGACGACGAACAACUUGAGGCUGCACAGCAAGAAGAAGGAUGGGAGUUAGUUCCCCUCAAAGGGAAAAUAAUUGGUAUUAAGACAAGCACACUUGACGAUAAACACAUGGCGAUUGAGCUUCUUGUCGUCUAUGCGCAGGUUCUUGAAGCUGCAUUUGCACCAUACGUUGUAGAUAUUAUGGAGAAAAUCGCGCUGCCUGGAUUGGCGUUUUUCUUUCACGAUCCGGUUCGUGUAGUUUCGGCGAAAUGUGUACCCCAACUCUUGAAUUCAUAUAAGAAAUGUUACGGGCAUCCAUCAAAUGAGCUACAAGCUCUAUGGAACAUCGCCAUCGAUAAGGUACUAGAAGUACUAAGUGCCGAGCCAGCCGUUGACACACUUGCUGAGAUGUAUCAAUGCUUUUACGAAUCAGUUGAGGUCAUGGGAAAAGAUUGUCUGACGAUAGUAAACAUGCAGACGUUCAUUGACUCCGCCACUUCGGUGCUAGAAGAUUAUAAAGAUAGGGUCGCUAAUAGAGCAGAAGAACGCGAGGAGGUGAACCAGGAAGAGGGCGAGGAAGAGCCCGAGGAUCUUCUCUUGGCGAUUGAAGAUGACCAAACGCUGCUUUCUGACAUGAACAAAGCUUAUCAUUGUAUAUUUAAGAACCAUGGAGUGGCAUUUCUUCCAGCUUGGGAACGCCUACAUGCCACUUACGAUCAAUUUCUCAAGAGUCAGGACCCCACUCAACGGCAGUGGGGUCUCUGCAUCAUGGAUGACGUCCUUGAGUUCUGCGGCGAAGAAAGUUUCAAAUAUAACAAUUAUAUUGUUGAGCCACUCAUAGCAGGCUGUCAGGAUUUAGCGCCGGCCAACCGCCAAGCCGCCGCUUAUGGGGUUGGCGUUGCGGCACACAAAGGUGGUCCUCAAUGGUCAGCUUUUCUUGGGCCUGCUGUAGAACUGCUAUUUCAAGUUACGCAAUUCCCAAAUGCCCGAGGAGAAGAUGAUAUAUACGCAACUGAAAAUGCUUGUGCAGCAAUAGCAAAAAUAUUGCACUACCAACCGGCUUGCGUACAGAAUCAACAACAGAUAAUCGCGAAUUGGAUUGAAACUCUACCCGUUGUCAAUGAUGAAGAGGCAGCCCCAUAUGCAUACGCGUACUUGGCGGAAUUGAUUGAUCAGCAAAAUCCAGCUGUUGUUUCCCAGGCCGGAAAGGUAUUUAUGUUCGUUGUAAAAGCUCUAGAGACAGAAACUUUGCAACAAUCAGUUGCAGCACGUAUCGUUACCUCAGCAAGAUUUCUUUUGCAGGUUUCCGGGUUAGAUCCUAAUCACGUCUUACAACAACUUUCGCCUGAGACGCAGCAAAGGGUCAGAGCAUAUUUCUCAUGA